Tribolium madens (black flour beetle) is the source of this 1930-nucleotide messenger RNA. Its product is annotated as venom carboxylesterase-6-like. The record is from RefSeq and is a predicted model, not a curated record. The transcript has 6 exons. Bases 97 to 1677 code for a protein of 526 amino acids. Lineage: Eukaryota; Metazoa; Arthropoda; Insecta; Coleoptera; Tenebrionidae.
UAUUUAUAUGUAGAUCAGUGUUUAGACUAAUUUAACAUCAAAACAACUACUGAUAAGACUAGUGUAACCAAACCAACACUUUUACAUAAAAAUAAAAUGUUGGUACCAUUGGUACCUCUCCUGUUGAUUAUUUCCGGUUCAAAAUGUUCCGACCCUCUGGUCAAAACCCCAUUGGGCGAAAUCCGCGGUCGUACCAGAACCUCCCAUGAUGGGCGAAAAUUCGCCGCGUUUGAGGGAAUCCCAUUUGCAAAGCCACCCAUUGGUUCCCGACGGUUCGAGCCCCCCGAACCCAUCGACCCAUGGAGUGGUACCUGGGACGCGUCCCAUGCCACCACCUGUGCCCAAACACCCAUGCUUCAACCCAACGUAACAGCAGGGCACGAGGACUGCCUCCAUCUCAAUAUUUACGUCCCACGUGAGUCACCCAGCACCCAUGACCGGCUCGAGGUCAUGGUACACAUCCAUGGUGGGGCCUUUAUGUACUGCAGUGGGCAUUUUUACGCCAAACCGGACUUUAUCAUGGAUCGUGAUUUGGUUCUGGUCACUUUUAAUUACCGUUUGGGUGUUUUGGGGUUUUUGGGUACUGAGGAUGAAGUGGUACCGGGGAAUAUGGGUCUGAAAGAUCAAGUAAUGGCCUUGAAAUGGGUCAAAAAUAAUAUUGGGAGUUUUGGAGGGAACCCAGAUUCUGUCACUUUGACUGGUUUCUCGGCUGGUGGUUCUAGUGUCCAUUUGCAUUAUUUUUCACCCAUGAGUCAUGGGUUGUUCCAACGGGGGGUGUCCCAUAGUGGGACAGCGACGAAUUUUUGGGCCUUGCAACAAGCACCUUUGGAGAAAGCUUCCAGAUUGGGGGAAGCUCUAGGUUGUCCCAUUGGUACCACCAAGGUACUAGUCGACUGUCUUAAGGAACGACCCUUGGGACAAGUUUUGUCCAAGGCUACUAUGUUUUUUGGGUACCAAUUUAUGCCCCUGGCACCAUUUGCCCCAGUUGUGGAAAAAAAGGGCCCAAGCCCUUUUUUGACAAGUACCCCUUUAGAUUUAUUAAAACAAGGGAAGGUUUCAAAGGUACCAUGGCUAGUUUCAAAUACCGCCCAUGAAGGUCUUUUCCAAAAAAAUUUUUUGGACAACGAUGUGGACAAUGUUAACCAAAAUUGGGACUCUCUAGCCCCCAUUUUCCUCGAAUUCAAUUACACAGUACCAUCAACUUUGCAAAAAAACGUUUCGGAAAAAAUCCGGGAGUACUACUUUGGGGAAAACCAAAUUUUGGCCCCCGAAAAGUUGGUCAAACUGUUCAGUGACCGAUUUUUCCUCCUUGGGGCCGAAACGGGGGUCAAACUCCAGUCCAAAAUCAACCAAACUUCGAUUUUUUACUACCUUUUUAGCUACCCAAGCGAUUCCAAAAUGAUUGGGCAUGGGGACGACGCCAAAUAUUUCUUCACGAGUGUGAUGGUACCACGACCCUUGACCCAGAAUGAAUUAAAAAUGAAAAAUGUGAUGUUGGACAUGUUGGUCUCCUUCGCCAAAACUGGGGUUCCUGAAAUAAAAGGGGUGGAGUGGAAACCAACAAGGGACCAGUUGUGGUACCUCGAUGUUGGUUCUUUUGAAACAAAGGAUAUGGUACUACGAAAUACUAGUGACUUGACUGGUACCAGAAAAUUUUGGAAUUCUUUGGCACUGUAAUUAAACUCCGGUAGUGUAUGCAACCAAUAAUUGUUAGUUUCUAUUAUGUAAUUCUAACUUAAAAAAUUGAUUCAAUGAGAACAAUAAUAGUAUUUAUUUAAGUCAACUUAUUUGACAUAAUUAAUUGUUUCAUGUCUAAUUUUAGUAAUUUAAUUUAAUUUUUGAAUCAUAAUUGAGUUCGAGUAGGUAUGCAACCAAUUAUACUUUCCGAUACCAAAAUUUUGUUAUUCAGUAAAAACAGUGUAGUGCCUUA